Messenger RNA from Capronia coronata CBS 617.96, 951 nucleotides. Its product is annotated as alpha 1,3-glucosidase. Bases 1 to 951 code for a protein of 316 amino acids. The transcript has a single exon. The record is from RefSeq and is a predicted model, not a curated record. NCBI's taxonomy places the organism in Eukaryota, Fungi, Ascomycota, Eurotiomycetes, Chaetothyriales, Herpotrichiellaceae.
AUGUCCUCACGCGAGGUCCGCAUAGGCUACGUGCCAGAACACUACCUCCUCCCUCUCCAUUUCUGCAACAAGCACAACCUCUUUCCUCCCUCCGUCCAGAUAACACUCGUACCGUUCCUUUCCGGCACAGGACAUAUGAUCACAUCGCUCCGCUCGAAAGAGAUCGAUCUCGCAAUUGGAUUGACCGAAGGAUGGGUCGCCGGGCUACUGAACCCGGACAUGUACAACAAAUCGCCAGAAGAGAAAGGAUACUCAAUAGUCGGGUCCUGGGUGACGACGCCCCUUCGCUGGGCCAUCGUCACAGGUCGCAAUCGCGACAACAUAAAAUCCGUGGACGAUUUGAAGAGCCAUCGGCGAGUGGCCGUCAGCAGAAUUGGAAGUGGAAGUCAUGUCAUGGCAUUUGUGCUUGCGCAGCAAGAAGGCUGGCUGCAUCAGACAAAGGACUCGAAGUCAGAAGGAUUGACCAUCGUGCCGCUCGGUCCGUUCAAAGACCUUCGAGACGGAGUGACGAGCUCAGCAGCCGAUUUCUUCAUGUGGGAGCAUUUCACGACGAAACCAUACUUUCAUGGCGAAGAUACUCCCCUCAAAAAGAUUGGCGAGAUUUAUACACCGUGGCCCAGCUGGCACAUUGCUGCAUCCCGUUCGAGCUUCCCCGACCCGGCCAAUGACGAUACCUUGAAGCAGAUCUUCAAUUCGUUGGAUCAAGGCAUCCAGGCCUUCAAUGCUGACACAGAAUCGGGGAUCCGUAUGCUCAGUACUGGCGAGGCAGGCUGUCAUUACUCAGAGGAGGAUGGGAGAGAGUGGUUGAAGGAUGUCCAGUUCGUCCAGGGCACACGGGGGGUUGAUGUUGGUGUCAUGGGUGGAGUGGUGAGUGUCUUGAAGACCGCCAGCGUUAUCGGUCGUGAGGUCAGCAUCAAAGACGGAGAUGGCGUGGUUGGUGUUGCGAGGUAG